UACUAUAUUCGUAACUAAUCCCGUUAAACAUUCUCAGUCCAGUUCGACCAACCAGAUUCUAUCCUUCUAAACGACUAUUCCGGAUGACUGUGAACCCUGUUACAUACACCAACCCUGAGAUCACGGUUCAAUACCCUGGCUCUCAAGUGACCUUGCCAAACGGGUUUGGACCAGUUCCAACCCUAUCUGAUACUCCGGUCUUCUAUUUUGACAUCGAUAACUGUUUGUAUGACCGUUCUCUCGGCAUCCACGACCAGAUGCAAGUUCUUAUCCACGAUUACUUCAAGGGAAACUUGUCCUUAAGUGAUGAAGAAGCCCACAAGUUGCACAUGACUUACUACAAGACGUACGGUCUUGCCAUUGAAGGUUUGGUUAGAAAUAACCAGGUUGACGCAUUGGAAUACAAUGCCAAGGUUGACGACGCCUUGGCCUUGCACGGACUUAUCACCCCAAAUCUUAAGUUGAGAGCUAUGUUGCAAGCUCUUAAGGAAUCAGGAAGCUGCCGCAUGUGGUUAUUAACCAACGCAUACAAGAACCACGCUUUGAGAUGCAUUUCUCUCUUGGGGUUAGGUGACUUGUUUGAAGGCUUGACCUUCUGUGAUUAUGCCCAAACGCCAAUUGUCUGCAAGCCAAUGACAGGCUACUUCACGAAUGCGUUUGCGAAGUCUGGGUUGAAGGCAACUGAGGAAACCUUGGCAAACACUUACUUUGUGGACGAUUCUGGUUUGAAUUGCAAGGCUGGUGUGGACUUGGGUAUGGGCCAUGUAGUGCACUACAUUGAGAGGAAUGAAGAUUAUGAAGAGGUGGUUGGCAGUGAUAAUUACGCGAAAUAUUACAAGGCUGGUGGUAGAACUAACGGGAUUAAGAUCGUCAGAAACAUCCUUGAACUUGAAACCGUCUGUUCUGAGCUCUUUUAGAGCUGAGACCCCUGGGUAGAGCAGAGUUGUACUCUUAGUCAACGAAAUUACAAGCAGAACGAGGCGUGAAUGGGUCCAGGUGCUAGAGUUUAAAUAUUCUGUCUACAAGUAUAGAUCUAAUUGAAAUGUGACAAAAGCUAUAGAGACCCUAUAUCUGGGGCCAGCCCACAUAAGUACGGCC
Messenger RNA from Babjeviella inositovora NRRL Y-12698, 1098 nucleotides. Its product is annotated as nucleotidase. The transcript has a single exon. Gene Ontology annotation, biological process: pyrimidine nucleobase metabolic process; nucleotide catabolic process. Gene Ontology annotation, molecular function: nucleotidase activity. The coding region runs from base 84 to 917 and encodes 277 amino acids. The record is from RefSeq and is a predicted model, not a curated record. NCBI's taxonomy places the organism in Eukaryota, Fungi, Ascomycota, Pichiomycetes, Serinales.